CUAUGCCAGAACCUAUGCUGCUGCACGUAAAAUCCACUCGUUUAACAAACAUUAGCCAUAUGCGUUGUUUGUUUAUAAACGUCUUCUGAUAUUGCAAACAAGUAAGAAACUUUUACUGUUUUGAAACUAGGUGAGAAGUACGAUAGAGGAGAUAAUGGACAAGUUGCCGGAACGGUUUCCAGUAGCUGAAAUGAUGGCGAAGGUUGAAGACAGGAAUCCGUACAUUAUAGUCGCUUUCCAAGAAUGCGAAAGAAUGAACAAUUUAACCAAUGAGAUGAAGAGGUCGUUGAAAGAACUUGACCUAGGUUUGAAGGGAGAGCUCACUAUAACAAGUGAUAUGGAAGAAUUGGACCAAUCUCUGUUCAUGGACAAUGUACCAGAUUCGUGGGCUUCUAAAGCAUAUCCAAGUUUGUUGCCUUUGGCGCAGUGGGUUGGAGAUCUUUCGUCCAGAAUUAAGGAAUUAGAAGGAUGGACGACAGAUUUCUCGAUGCCGCCAGCGGUAUGGCUAGGUGGAUUUUUCAACCCUCAAUCAUUUCUUACCGCCAUUAUGCAGCAAACUGCCAGGAAGAACGAGUGGCCAUUGGACAAGAUGUGUUUGAUGACAGACGUGACGAAAAAACAGAAGGAUGAGUUUAAUUCUGCACCGAGAGAGGGUGCUUAUGUGCAUGGACUUUACAUGGAAGGUGCAAGAUGGGAUAUCCAGCUUAACAGUAUAGCCGAUUCAAAAUUGAAAGAACUAUUCCCAGUAGUGCCGGUAAUAUUUAUCAAAGCCAUAACCCAGGAUAAGCAAGACCUGAGGAACAUGUACGAUUGCCCAGUGUACAAAACCAGAAUGCGAGGUCCAACUUUUGUGUGGACGUUCAACUUGAAGACAAAAGAGAAGGCUCUGAAAUGGACAUUGGCAGGAGUGGCCAUCUUAUUACAAAUUUGAUUUGUUGUUUUGGUUUUGUUAGGAUACUUUAUAUAGUUUAUUAAAGUGUGCUAUUUGAAAUCUUA
This is a messenger RNA of Acanthoscelides obtectus, 996 nucleotides long. Lineage: Eukaryota; Metazoa; Arthropoda; Insecta; Coleoptera; Chrysomelidae. The record is from the annotation of a GenBank genome assembly.